Ictalurus furcatus (blue catfish) is the source of this 3890-nucleotide messenger RNA. RefSeq names its product arginine vasopressin receptor 2b, tandem duplicate, 1 (gene avpr2b.1). Gene Ontology annotation, cellular component: membrane. The record is from RefSeq and is a predicted model, not a curated record. Gene Ontology annotation, biological process: G protein-coupled receptor signaling pathway; positive regulation of vasoconstriction; regulation of systemic arterial blood pressure by vasopressin. Gene Ontology annotation, molecular function: peptide binding; vasopressin receptor activity. NCBI's taxonomy places the organism in Eukaryota, Metazoa, Chordata, Actinopteri, Siluriformes, Ictaluridae. The coding region runs from base 2728 to 3771 and encodes 347 amino acids. The transcript is spliced from 2 exons.
UUAUUUCUUGCCUGUGCUGUGCAUUCAGUAAUCCCAAUCUUACGCUUGUUUACUUGAUCUUAAUGCUGCGUUCGACACCAUAGAUCACCAUAGGCCAAAAAUCUAUACACAAAAGCUGUUAGAAUACAAUCUGCAUUUAGAAGGAUGUACACUUGCAUCAUCCACUGCAAUCAAAAACCUGGGUGUUAUAUUAGACAGCAACCUGUCAUUUGAAAAUCAUAUUUCCCAGGUAACAAAAACAGCGUUCUUCCACCUUAGAAAUAUUGCCAAGCUACAUAACAUGUUCUCUGUUUCUGAUGCAGAAAAACUAGUUCAUAUGUUCACUGGAUUAUUGUAAUGCACUGCUAGGUGGUUGUCCUGCAUCCUCAAUAAAUAAGCAAGAGUUAGUCCAAAAUGCAGCUGCUAGAGUGCUUACCAGAUCAUCUCUACACUGAUUACCUGUUAAGUUCCAUAUCGAUUAUAAAAUACUGCUACUGGCCUAUAAAUCCCUAAAUGGCCAAGAUCCUUUGUAUUUAACCAAUCUUCUAUCACGUUACAAUCCUUCACGCUCUUUAAGGUCACAAACCUCUGGACUUUUGAUAAUACCGAGGAUAUCAAAGUCUAUUAAAGGAGGUAGAGCUUUUUCACACUUGGCUCAUAAAGUCUGGAAUAGCCUUCAUGAUAAUGUUCGGGGAUCAUACACACUCUCUCAGUUUAAAUCCAGAUUAAAAACACAUUUCUUUAGCCUAGCAUUCCCAUAACACAUCUCAUAACCUUGAACUCCAGUUAUCGCUGAUCAAAUGAUGACAAAUGCACAUGGUCAUCUCUGCCUGAAAUGCAAUGAAUAGCAGCUACGCUAAUCCUUCUUCAUUUGUUUCCUGUUCCUACCUUGGGAUGCCCAUCCUGAGGUAAUCAGUGAUUACUGGGGACACACUUGGAAUCCGUGAAGAUGGCAUUGGACUGCAAUUGAUGCGGGCAGAUUUGGUGCGGCGUCUUGGGACUGCAGUUGAGGUGAUGGUUUUGGACUAUAUUUGCACAGACAGACUUUGCGCUCAGGUCUCCAUCGGUGGACAGUUCCUGACUUCAGCGGAACAGACUUCAUGUUAAGACUGUGGUGAAUUUCCUGAUUACAUAGUUGCACUCUUUGUUUUAUCGUUUAGCACACAGUUAUAAGGAAUUAUUUUUAAUUGUUCUAUCUGGUGUCACCCAGCUGAGGAUGGGUUCCCUUUUGAGUCUAGUUCCUCUCAAGGUUUCUUCUUUAUAUCAUCUCAGGGAGUUUUUCCUUGCCACCGUCACCUCUGGCUUGCUCAUUAGGGACAAAUUUAUCAAUGUAAAAUUUAGAUCUGAAAUUGAUAUAUUUCUGUAAAGUUCUGUAAAUUUAUAUAUUUCUGUAAAGCUGCUUUGUGACCAUGUCCAUUGUGAAAAGCACUAUACAAAUAAAACUGAAUUGUAUUGAAUUGAAUUACGUCCCCCUGACAUCACAAGCUUUCCCAUCAUUGUUUGAAUGCUUUAAUUUUCUGCAGUGAUUUUCAGAUUCCAUGGAAUUAAGGGAAGUAAGGUUUUCCUCCACUUUUCAGUUAAUUGAGGCGUGCUUUAUUGGAUACAAUGUAGAAGAUUGGCUUGGCCAAUGCAGAGUCUUCCUUCUGUUUGCUUUGAUGACUCAGUACUGAUUUAUUCUUGUAAAUAGACAUGUAUGUCUCACAUUUUGUACUUGUAUUACUAAAGCAAAUAUACACAGUUUACAUCUGCACUAAGGAUGACAGAGCCAGCAGCUGGUACGGUACCAUGUAUGCCAAAAGCAUGAAAAUCCUGAGUUUCACAAUUGAGUGUAAUUGUUUUUAAUGGUUUUCCAACAUUUCAUUAUUUCCUUCAUGUUAGAUCUUUUUUGGUCUCGAAUGUCUGUGUAAUCAUUGCUGCAAAACAUGAUAGGCUUCUCAGUAAUCAUGAGUCUAUCAUAAUCCCUUGUUUGUGCUGAAUGACAGACACCUUACUGUUAAGGUAGAAUGGAUUUCACUGGUGGAUAUUGCCAUUUUUUCCCCUCUGUCCUCCACCACGCUUGUUUCCUCAGCUGAUCUGUUUUAGGCCAGUUAAUAAGUACAUAACAUCUGUUUUUCAUUUCUUUUUUUUCUUUUUCUUUUCUUUUUUUUUUAAUAGUUGCUUAAUUUUUUUAUAGUUGCUCUACUUAAUGUGUCUACUGUGGUUCUGAUAGAGCUGGUUUGUGUAAGAUCAAGCUUUUUAGAAAAUAAUAUUGGCUUCUUAGCAAGUAUAAGGCUUGAUUUGCUUUUAUAUGAAGCCUUCGGAAAGGACACGUGAUUUGUGCGUAAAAGCGCAUCAAUCCAUACACGGCGCAUAGGACACCGGGGCAUUGGCAGCGCUGAUUUAGGCAAACAGACGAAUCAAUCUAAAGAAAGACGUUUACGUGUGCAUUACGCAGAAGGUGUCUUGUAUCAGGUUGAGGUGGCAAAGUCACACGAUUCCUUGACUCGCCUUGACAUUCUUUAAGGGAAGGGGCGUGCAGGAGUGUGGUGCUGAAGGACAGCUCCUCUUUUCCACACCGUCGGAGACUUUAUAUUUAAAUAAACUUCUCUGACUUGCUAACAACUCCAGUCUGCAUCUUCACUCCAAAGUGGUCAAGUCAGCGUUCCUUUGUUUUCCUACAUGCAUCCUGAGUCCCAGAGUUCUCUGAAGUCACGAAUGAGUCGCCACCACUCAGAGUCGCAGCGCUAAUUGUUUCUUUCAUGGUGUAAAAUGUCGUUCUUGAGCUCAAACCUCAGCAACGCGAGCCUGACGCCGCAAGCACUGGACGAUCAGCCGCGAGAUGAGAGAUUAGCUCUGCUCGAGAUCGCGCUGCUCAGUGUGAUCUUCCUGUGCGCCUCGGCUCUGAAUCUCGGUCUCUUGCUCGUGUUACUGAGGAGACGCGGAUCCAUGUCUCGCAUGCGCGUGUUCGUUUUGCACCUAUGCCUGGCGGAUCUCACUGUGGCCUUCUUCCAGGUGUGUCCGCAGCUCCUGUGGGACAUCACGGACCGGUUCGUAGGUCCAGACUUGGUGUGCCGUUUGGUCAAGUAUCUCCAAGUGGUCGGCAUGUUCGCCUCUACUUACAUGAUAGUGGUGAUGACAGUAGAUCGCUACCAAGCCGUGUGCAACCCCAUGGGCACGCUGCAGAGGAGGAGAGCGCGCUGGAACUUGCCGGUGUGCAUCGCUUGGACAGUGGCGCUCGUGGGCGCCCUGCCGCAGAUUUUCAUUUUCUCCCGCGUCCAGGUGGCUCCGGGAGUCUUCGACUGCUGGGCACAGUUCGUGCAUCCGUGGGGACUUAAAGCCUACGUGACCUGGACAACUUUGGUCAUAUUUGCACUGCCUAUCUUGGCGGUGAUCGUGUGCCAGGUAUGCAUUUGCCGCGCCGUGCAGGUCAGCCUGCACACCGAGACGCACCGAGAGGGCUGCGCCAAUGCCACCAGCGUGGUUGGGCUCUCCAAGGCGCGCAUAAAGACCGUCAAGAUGACCGUUGUGAUCGUCCUCGUUUACGUGGUUUGCUGGGCGCCUUUCUUCACCGUGCAGCUGUGGUCAGUGUGGGACGAGGACGCUCCGACUGAAUCUGCAACUUUCACCGUCCUUAUGCUCCUUGCAAGUCUGAACAGCUGUGCCAACCCUUGCAUCUACUUUGUCUUCAGUGGCCCAGUGACCAAGCGACUGUUGGCAUUGAUGUGUAUGAGCCACAGCGAAAGUAAGGGGCCUGUGCCUGAGGAUGCCACGAUGGUCAGUUCUGUCUACCUGAGCUUAAAGAGUCUCUCUUAGGUAAAAGCCCUGCUCUCACACCUAUGGAGCUGCUGAAGAGUCAUCAUGAUAAUCGAUCAUGUCUGAACAGCUACACCAGAUAAAAUUUUGUCACAUUUUGACAAAAUCUAAUUAGUGAC